AUGUCCUUCUCGAUCUUUGGCCGGACGAACCCCAACGCCGUGGACAGUAACGUUGUCGACGCCAAGACAGGCGAAACCGCACCUGCUCUUCCUAGGUGGGAACGCCACACGUUCGUGGACUACAUGGCUCCCAAGCGUAUCGUCCAGGAAACUGGUACUCAAUAUGGUCGUAUCUGUCCGCAAUGCGGCGCGCCCGCCGUAGUGGGCGCCGCGCAGGAGCGUGUCUUCUCCUUCUUCUGGGUCGUUCCAGUUUUCCCUCUCGGAGAGGUAAAAAUCUGGGGCUGCGGUCGCUGUGGUUGGCGCCAGGAGCGUGGUAAAGGCCCCGACCCCGUGAAGCAAGAUGUACCGGAAGGGGGCAACCAGAUGAUUAUGCAUGGGGCCUUCUCUGGCGGUACUCGCGAUGAUGAGGGGCCAUUUGGUGACCAGGCUGAUGAGGCCAGUGGGUCUGCCCGCCUGGUGCACAACCAGUAA
This is a messenger RNA of Apiotrichum porosum, 471 nucleotides long. RefSeq lists its product as uncharacterized. Lineage: Eukaryota; Fungi; Basidiomycota; Tremellomycetes; Trichosporonales; Trichosporonaceae. Bases 1 to 471 code for a protein of 156 amino acids. The transcript has 4 exons. The record is from RefSeq and is a predicted model, not a curated record.